AUGUCGAUAAGCUAUAGAUUUUUAAUAGUUGGUGCUUGGAUUGCCGCCUUGGCAAUCAUUAGUCCAGUUCCUUGUCAUGGGAAGAAAACUAUUCGUGGUCAUAUGCAGCCUUUAGGCUAUCAUCGUGAUAGCGAUGGCCAUGUUGAUACUUAUGAAGCUAAUGAACUUCCAUCUGCGACUGAUUUUUUUAAUAAAUAUGUUAAAGCGAAAAGGCCAGCGCUCUUUCGUGGUGCUGCUAAACUAUCUCCUGCCAUUGCCAAAUGGACUGAUGAAUAUUUAUUGGAAAAUUUUGGCGAUUUACAGGUCAAGUUAGAAUCGAAAUUGGAAAAAAAAGUCGUACCUGUUGGUGAUGUUGGGCUAGGACGUGACUCUAUCAGGCACUUUCUAAAUACGUAUAAAGCCCGAGAUGUCUAUGUCGUUUCUCAGUUGCCCGAUCCCAUGGCCAAAGAUGUUAUGGUUCCGCCAUAUCUAACUUGCGGUUCAUUUACUAAUCGAAUUAUGGAAGCCAAUUUAUGGGUUAGCAAUGGUGGUACAAGUAGCUUAUUGCACAAAGAUGCUUUAAACACCUUAAAUUGCCUCGUUAAUGGCACUAAGGAUUGGAUCAUGAUCAGUGAUAAACACAUCAAAAAUGUACCUAUGGCUAAAGAACCUGAAUCUGAAAUUGGAGGUUUCUCCAUGUUAAACGUCGAUAAAGUAAAUAUGGAACGUUACCCAAACUUUGCUAAAGUACCAUGGCAGUAUGCAAAUGUUACACCAGGCGACUGCUUGUAUAUUCCAACAGGUUACUUACAUCAAGUUCGUUCAACUGGACCGAAAAAUUUAGCGUACUCAUUGUUACUCGACUACAAUCUUAUUUAUUUGCCCAAAUUUGACAAUACUGGAUGUAAUGGAAAUCGUGACUAUAAAAUAUUGGAUGCUUCCAAAAUCGUAUGGAAUUAUCCUGGCUUUGGUUCCAUGACCAUGGGCAAUCCAAGUCCUUGGGGUAUCAGGGAUGGAUUUAUCCGGACGUUUCGAGGAGAUAAGAAAGUUAAAGCUAAAAACUUUAUUAAACACAUUAGAAAACGUGGACUAAUCAUGGAAGAUAAUCCAGGACGUAUGAAAAUCCAAAUAAGAGCUUUUGAAGAGUUUUUUGAUGUUAAAAACAAGGAUUAUAUCACGUCAAAAGAUGUUAAGGAGCUAUCAUUCAAAAAUUGGACUUACCUCACCUCAUUCCUUGAUCCAGAUUUUGCAAAUAGAGAAGAUUUUGAAUACUAUAAUAUGGAUAGAAGGCUUAUAAAGGGAGUAAUUAAGAAAUCAAUCGAUAAAAAAACCGGAGGAUUAGACAAGGAACUAUUUAUGAAAAAUUAUCUGAAAGUAAGAGGUUCUGUCCCGUUCGGUGAAAAGAACAUGGCAGUACUAGAUGGUGAUAAUGAUGGUGUUAUCACCAAAAAAGAACUCAAAGAAAACUUAGAAAAAUUGCUCAAGUUAUUCGAUACUGAUAGGGUUGACGAUAUGGUAGAAGUCACGGAUAAAGAUUAUCUCCAAGGUAGAGAUGGAGGUGAUAAUGGUUAUGACGAGUUUAUAGAUGAGGAAUCGGAAGAAGAUAUUGGCCAGGAAGGCGAACGGCCUCGAGGAUAUGACGAAUCAGAGAACGAAGAGGAGGAAGGCUAUCGAGGCCAAAAUGGCGACGAUGAAGCCGACGAAGAUUACGAAGACCCACGAAGGGAUCGUGAUGAAUUAUAA
Molecule: messenger RNA, 1722 nt
Organism: Trichoplax adhaerens
Lineage: Eukaryota; Metazoa; Placozoa; Uniplacotomia; Trichoplacea; Trichoplacidae
Exons: 9
Coding region: 1-1722 (573 amino acids)
Molecular function (GO): 2-oxoglutarate-dependent dioxygenase activity; calcium ion binding
Source: RefSeq, a predicted model, not a curated record